AUGCUGGGAAAUUCUAUCAAGGAUAUCUUUUUAAUGUGUAAUUGGGGCAAAUGGGCGGUACGUGACGUCUUAUCAUUUGGCGCUCUUCAACUUGACGGUGCACAACAUUGUAUGAUUACAACACAUUUUCAAAAAUGGUUUAGUAGUGACGAGACUGGAGCGAAAGUUAUCAUCAUGUUCCAUACGUGCACAAAACAUAAGCAAGAAACCGAAAACUCUCCUUCAACUUCUUCUUCAUUGCGUAGCAUUUUCAUCCUGAGCAGCUUCAUUGAUGACAGACAAUAA
Molecule: messenger RNA, 285 nt
Organism: Clunio marinus
Lineage: Eukaryota; Metazoa; Arthropoda; Insecta; Diptera; Chironomidae
Source: the annotation of a GenBank genome assembly